AUGCUACUGUUAUUCAGCAAUCCUAGUUGGACGGGUGGUCAUUCGGUUCCCAGCACUAUCCUCAGAAAUAUUACCGCAUUAUCAAGCCAUAUAGCAUAUUCCGAGGAUCUACUUCAAAACAUCACGACCCUCUCCACUACUUCGGUUUCAACGCCAAAUGGGGUCAUCCAGGGUCUGCUCUACGUGCCAGACCUCGGCGACAAUGAUCCGUGUCAGGAAGAGGCGGCAAAAUACAUUCCAUCGAAUGUCACACGACAAGUGAAUUUGCCGCCUACGAAUUACAACCUUAUUGCUUUGGCGCCGUGGAUUAACACCGAGUGUACCCAGGCAUUUCUUGCCUCGGCUAGGUUGGACCCCAUCCGAGGGAUGCUUGUUUAUCGUCCAGAUAACGACACCAGUCAGCCGCCAGACGUCGGCGACGAUGUUUGGGACCUAGGGGAUGGAGAAAUGUGGAAGACGCAGAACCGAUACCCCGUCUAUGCGAUCCCCGGUGCCUCCGGACAAGAGAUGAUGAGACAGCUGAGUCUUUAUUCUGGUGAUCUGUCUCAAGUCCCAUUUAGCAAUCAGAUUAUUUCUACGUAUUCCCCGAACCCAGCGGAUUACGUACGGGUAUGGACGGAAUUAACCGUAAUUACCGUAUCAACGACUCUCCCGCUCUGGGCAUUUGUUCUGAUUAUUCUUGGUGUAAUCGUUGCCAUCAUAGGCAGUACAUCGUUGCUCAUGCAUUUUAUCCAGAGUCGCCGUCGCGCUGCUUUACGACGCCGCGUGAUGCGGGGUGAGGUGAAUCUAGAGGCGCUAGGUAUCAAAAGGCUAAUGGUGCCGAUGCAUCAUAUCCUGACUUUCCCUUUAUUUACUUAUAAUUACGACCCACCAUUACCAUCACCAUCAUCGCCUACGUCGGUCAAAUCCCCACAGAAGAUAGGGCGGAGGUCAUCAGAAGGUAGUCGAAUACCUGCUAGCGUAAGGAUUGAGAAGAGCGAUUGGACCAUCGAUUAUCAACCUGCGUGCCUCAUCUGCUUGGAGGAUUUCGAGUCUAAGAAAACGAUCAUCCGUGAACUACCUUGCGGCCACAUUUACCACCCCGAAUGCAUUGACGAAUUCUUGGGCCAAGUUAGCUCUUUAUGUCCUUCCUGCAAAGCAUCAAUGCUGCCUCGCGGUUACUGUCCAAAGAUAACCAAUUCGAUGGUACGUAGGGAGUUUGGCACUCGAAAGCUAAGGUCUAGUGGCGCGGUGAUCACCGUGGACGUCGAAAGGGGUCGUCAGAGAUUAUCCUCAUGGAGUAGCUCUAUGAAGAAGCACAUAUGCAAGAUUUCACCUCCACAGCCGGAAGAAGCUAUCGACUUACAAGAGCAGCCAAGGGAUGAUAGAUCAAGCACAGUCGGAACGACACGAGAUCGCAUGCAGGACCUUGUAGUACCCGUUGACGAAACGAACAGCGACGACGGGCGGCCUCAAUGCAAGUCGCGUCGCCACACUAGCGGGCCUAGAAGCUAACAUAUCAAUAGGGAAACGCACAGCUCUCAAAGUCUUCCCGGGAUUUAGGUGACGGUUUAGCUAUUAAUCGGAUAUUACACAUUAAAAACUAUUGGCAUCAUUUAG
Daldinia vernicosa is the source of this 1599-nucleotide messenger RNA. RefSeq lists its product as uncharacterized. Gene Ontology annotation, molecular function: ubiquitin protein ligase activity. Gene Ontology annotation, biological process: ubiquitin-dependent protein catabolic process. The transcript is spliced from 3 exons. The coding region runs from base 1 to 1494 and encodes 497 amino acids. Gene Ontology annotation, cellular component: cytoplasm. Lineage: Eukaryota; Fungi; Ascomycota; Sordariomycetes; Xylariales; Hypoxylaceae. The record is from RefSeq and is a predicted model, not a curated record.